Molecule: messenger RNA, 726 nt
Organism: Phragmites australis (common reed)
Lineage: Eukaryota; Viridiplantae; Streptophyta; Magnoliopsida; Poales; Poaceae
Exons: 2
Coding region: 1-726 (241 amino acids)
Source: RefSeq, a predicted model, not a curated record
AUGAGUACUUCUAAUGAGAAAUCAGAUCUGGAACCGAAAGAAAAACAGUCGGUUGUUGAUGAAAGCAAAGUGCAAAAGCAAUCGGCUAAUAACAGAUCAAGUGGCAGCAACAAAGGGGAAGUUGUAUCAGUGGUUGGUACUGAUCUUGAGCUUAAGGAGGCGCCACCUACAGCAGUACAACAGCCCAUGGCGCCAAAUGUUCAAGAAGCCACUUCUAGUUCAAAGCUGAUCGCUAGUUCAGACGAUCGGAAGGUUGAAAAGGAGAAGUCCUUGCUACCUGGGACUAAGCUGCUGCCACAGUGGUGUCAUAGGGGCCUCUCACAUUCCCAAAAGAGGAGGCUACAAAGGUUACAAAAACAAGAGUUGGGAGAAGCACAAGCUGAAAAGAGGCAGGCGACUUCGAGGAAGGCGGUGUUGGGGACUGAGGACGAGGUCGGCGUCAGGGAGGAGGACGAGAAUGGCAUCGGAGAGGAGGACGGCGAUGGCAGCAGGGAGGAGGAUGAUGACGUCGAGGAGGACGGGAAUGGCACCGGGCAGGAGGACAGCAACGACGGCGGGGAGGAGGAUGAUAGCGUCGAGGAGGACACAGACAGCGGGCACGGAUUCGUGGACCUCCGACGACGUGGGCUCCUCGGUGUCGGGAGGUGUUUAGGCGGACAUCACAGGAAACGGAAAAAAAUUUCAAAGUGUCAAAGGGUGCAGGGCGUCGAGCUAUUUUAUAAGUGA